AUGGUUUACUACCCGAACGGCGGCGCCGACGGGCGCUCCGUGGCCAGCCCGCCCGACCCUGGUCAGUACUUUGAGCGCGCCGGCUCGGUGGCCCGGCAGCCGAUGAUGAGGUAUUUGGACGAAUUGCUGGAUGAGAUGUGCACGCUGAACCAGCUGCACGACGGCCACCCGGGAGCGCUGUACCACACCGAGGCGCUGCUCAACGCCGAAAUGGAUCGCUUAUGGUCUGGAAUUCGUGGCGCCGACUCCCCGUACAGCCUCAAGAUGCGCUCGCCAUUGUUUGACACACCUCGUGACGCGCGCCCGAUCCUCACCUCCACGCCAAAACCACAAAAUCGCUCGUUCCCCCGCUUUGAAGCCACGCCCUACCCACAGCAUCCGUCCCCGCCGCAGCGCAGCUCUCCGCCCUCGCAGCGCCAGCUGUACGCUUCGCCGUUGUCGCACGUCGGCAGUGACCGAAAGGAAGAUGAGGGAGGUGUGGCCGUGCAUCAGAAGAUCCCGUUGCCGCCUACGCACGGCCGUUGCAACUUCAUCGGGCGCAUAUUGGGCCCUCGUGGACUUUCGGUGCGCCAGCUGGAAGCGGAGACUGGCUGUUCGGUGAUCAUCCGCGGAGAGGGAUCUGUCAAGGACCCGGAGCGCGAGGCGCGGCUGCGCGGCGCGGUUGGCUGGGAGCACCUUAACGAGCCGCUGCACGCCCUCGUCACGGCGCGCGGUGUCGACAAGGAGCAGGCCGACACCAAGCUGGCCAUCGGGGUGGAGGCAAUUCUCGGCAUCAUCACCAACGCUGACGACGGGCAGAAGAAGCAGCAGUUGGUUCAGCUGGCCAUCAUCAACGGCACCUACCGCGCCCCGAACAACAACGACGACACGCUGCCCACGAUG
This is a messenger RNA of Mesorhabditis spiculigera, 882 nucleotides long. Lineage: Eukaryota; Metazoa; Nematoda; Chromadorea; Rhabditida; Rhabditidae. The record is from the annotation of a GenBank genome assembly.